UUUAAAUUUAAAAGUCCAUUUACAAAAUCCUGACGUCAGAAAGAAAAACGAAGUUUCACUAUAUUUGGUCCAUGGUUUCGCGAAUAUAUUGAUUUUUUGUGUGUAAAAUUGACUGUCGCCCGUCGCUGUUAGCAGAGAGGCGCUAAAAUCAAUGAUUUUAAUUAAUGUAAAAUUUUUCCUGAAAGUUGAGAGAUUUCAUUAUUGUAAUCAACGUAACUCUACGAUCAAGACAGCUAUUAUUUAUCCGUUAAGUAGAAGGGCUUGCUUUUUGUUGAAACAAAAUUUGUUUGCUUUCAGAAUUAUUAUUUUUUUUUUUGAAUUCAAGCAAUAUUCUCCUACUCACAUAAGAACCUUUCUAAUAAGUCAAAUGUACGUAUGUAUCAGUGCAUAAAGCAUUAUAGUUCCAACUUUUUUCGUAACAUACCAGUAACCGUACUAAAUCAUAAAGUAGUGUAGGCAUUGCCUUUAAGAAGAAAAAUACUGUGUUAAUCCUGAGUAAUCCUAAUAUUUAGUAUUAGUGGAUAUAGUACAUAACUAAAUUUCCGAUAACCCCUUAGUACUUAGCUAAUUUUUAUAUGUUAGUACUUGAUAUGAAUAAUCAAUGUUCUAAGCUAAGUUGUGAACAACUUUAUAUAAUCAUUUAGACAUUUUUAGUGCAUUUUUUACUAACACCUAAUGCGGCUAUAAAUACUUAUACCAUACCUCGAUUGCAAUAUUUGUUUAAAUAGAUACUAAAUACACAAAGAGUAAAUAUGUAUGUAUCUACGUAUAAAUAUUUGUGUCUAUUGGAUAUUUUUGUCCCUACUAUCGUUGUACAUCUACAAAAGUAACAAAAAUUAUUUUAUGUCGUCUCAUCAACGCUCAAUGUUGUUGUAAGUUGUUGCACUGUCUCUGGCUAAGAGACAAAAAACGUUUAAACAUAGAAGAUUAACUGGAUCAAUUCUUUCAAAUCCUCUCUUUUCAUUUCCGCUCCACUGAACUGAAAAAAAAAAAAUACAAAUUUCUGCGAAAAUAAAAUUCAUAAAUGUGCGAAUUAAAAUUUAUAUUCAAAUUGUUUGCUUAAAUAUGAUGGCUGUAACGCAACGCAAAAUGGCGAAAACCCUCUAUCUAAAUACAUACAAACUUAAAACAAACAACCAAUUUUAAAAUAACGCAAACUUGGAUUUUCUGAAUGGCUUUCAUGGAUGAUUGCGUAUUGCAAACGACAACAAUCUCAUAUAUAUACAUACUUAAUUGCUGAUGCGGUCCUUCAUUACAAACAAAUCAAUCAAUCAACCAAAACGCAUUGAAUCAUCAACCACCAUCGAUAUCAUCAAACAACAAACAAUCUAUACAAAUGCAUCUGUUUGUUAAUUCAAAACAUUCAUGCCAUACAAAUUCAUUCGCGCUUGAAUAAUUGCACUCAAAACAAAAAUGAAAAAAAAAAAAAUAUCGCAUAACCGCUGCCACCGCUGGCCACAUGCCCGACCGUCACACUCGUGCACGAUACAAAAAACCCAAUCGAUUUAAUCGAACGCUUACACACGCCCCACCACCACCACCACCCCCACACUCACAUACGCGAUCAUGCGAUUCAUCAUAAUUUAAAACAAAAAAAAAUCCAAAAAAAUAUAUGCAAAUUAGAAAAGCGCGAAAGUCGCAAUAGAUCAAUAAAAAAUUGGCAUCGUUUAACCCACGCGCUACGACGGUCCUCCACAGGGCACAAUCUCUCACAGACCGAUGGGAAUAGCACCGACGACGGCGAGUCAACCAGCGGCGGCGGCCGCAACCCGGCCACCACCGGCGCCGGCUGCUACCGGAACUUCGAUCAUAUGGCCAAUCUGAGGAAUUCGAAUAUGACGCAUCACUUUCGUCCAUCUGUACCUGACCAGGAAUCAGUUCCUCCAUAUAGUUAUGUCGAUACUCCGAAUGCCCACCUAACGUCCAUGACGGCCAUGGAGAGCUACAAGCGCGAACAACAACAACGCCAGCUGCAGCAGCAAUUGCUACGCGAACAGCGUGAGAAGCUGGAGCAAUUGGCGCAGCAGCAGGCGGAUACCCUCCUCACCACAUCCGUUGCACCCUUACUGAGCACAGCAGCAUCAGCAGCGGUUACAACAACAGCGGCCGCUAACACCUUGCCGAUAAUCACGGCUAAUGGCGGUGCCAGUGUGCCAAGCGGAGCCGGUAAUGCGGUUGGCUCGAGCUCCAACACCGCGGCGGCGGCAGCAGCCGCAGCAGUGGACGAUACUGCUGCCAACUCCUCACAGGCAGGUGAUAGCGUGUCGCUGGUGCCAUCCGGUCCACGGCCAUUGCAAAUGAUGAUAGCACCUGGGGUAAGUGCAAUUGAAUUUCCGAACAUUAACCACCAACGAAAAGUAAGCACCCAAAUAGCACUCGAGAAUGGCUGA
Rhagoletis pomonella (apple maggot) is the source of this 2390-nucleotide messenger RNA. RefSeq names its product potassium voltage-gated channel protein Shab-like. The transcript is spliced from 3 exons. NCBI's taxonomy places the organism in Eukaryota, Metazoa, Arthropoda, Insecta, Diptera, Tephritidae. Bases 1812 to 2390 code for a protein of 192 amino acids. The record is from RefSeq and is a predicted model, not a curated record.